GGGGCGCGCUGGGCAGAAUACGCAUGCGCCGAGUGGAAGUUCCGGGUUACCGGAAGCGGAAGCGCGUCUGGGUCGCCGCUGAGGGAGGCAUGGCGGGUCUCGGGGCGCUGGGCCCCGUCAGCGACGGUGGGGGAGAAGCGGCCCCGGGGCUGUUCCGCCCAUUUAGCGCCGAGGACGAGGAGCAGUUGCCGGCCGAGAUCGAGUCCCUCUGCAUGGCCUGUCACUCCAACGGAGUGACUCGGUUGUUGCUGACUAAGAUCCCAUUCUUCAAAGAGAUUAUUGUCAGUUCCUUCACUUGCAGUAGCUGCAGCUGGACCAACUCAGAGAUCCAGUCUGCUGGCCGGAUCCAGGAUCAAGGAGUGUGCUAUACGCUGACUGUGCAGUCCAAGCAGGAUAUGAAUAGGGAAGUGGUGAAGACUGACUGUGCCACAGCUAGAGUCCCCGAGCUAGACUUUGAAAUCCCUGCUUUUUCUCAGAAGGGAGCUCUUACCACCAUUGAAGGGUUAAUUGACAGAGCCAUUGACGGCUUGGAGCAGGACCAGCCAAUCCGCAGGGAAACUAACCCAGAUGUGGGAGUGAAGAUUGAUGAAUUCAUCUCUAAGCUGAAGCAUUUGAAAGAAGUGGCUUCAGCCUUCACGUUUGUCCUAGAUGACCCCUCGGGUAAUAGCUUUGUGGAGAACCCUCAUGCCCCACAGAGGGAUGAAGCCCUGAUGGUUGCCCACUACAGGAGGACGGCUCAGCAGUCGGCUCUGCUUGGAAUCCAGGAAGAGGAGUCCAAUGAGGACUUGACUGAUUCUGUGGAUGACCUGCGGAAUGAAGUGCUGCAGUUUGCCACAAACUGUCCAGAGUGCAAUGCUUCUGCCACUACAAAUAUGAAGCUGGUGCAAAUUCCCCAUUUCAAAGAAGUAAUUAUCAUGGCUACCAACUGUGAUACCUGUGGACACAGAACAAAUGAGGUUAAGUCUGGAGGGGCCAUAGAGCUAUUGGGGACCAAGAUAACCCUUCAUGUGACGGACCUGUCAGACAUGAUAAGAGACGUGCUAAAGUCUGAAACAUGCAGGGUGGAGAUUCCAGAGCUGGAGUUUGAACUAGGAAUGGGAGUGCUGGGUGGGAAAUUCACGACUCUGGAGGGAUUGCUGAAGGAUAUCCAGACUCUGGUAGAGAAGAACCCCUUCACCCUGGGGGACAGCUCGGCCCCUGACAGAGCAGAAAAACUCCACACAUUUGUCAGGAAGCUGCAAGAGAUCAUGGAUGGGCAACUGAGGAUACAUUUUGUCCUGGAUGACCCUGCGGGAAACAGUUACCUCCAGAAUGUGUACGCUCCUGAAGAAGACCCAGAGAUGCAAGUGGAGCGCUAUGAGCGACUGUUUGAGCAGAAUGAGGAACUGGGCCUUAACGACAUGAGAACAGAGAGCUACGAGGCAGACGGCUCUUCCACACGGUAGCAGUGCCCUAGAGGCCGAGGACAGUGUUAUUCAGAAAAAACUGAACUCUUCCACUUGCCUGGCAAAUGUGGCUCUUUGGGGAAGGAGCAGCCUGUGCUUCUCUGGAUGGAAUCUGACCCACAGAAAACUGCCAGCAGGGCCUGUCCAUAUAAAAAGCUAAAGCAUUGCUUAGUUUGAGGCUGAUUUUAUGUUGUGGGAUGGGGUUUUCUUUUUCACCCGAACAGCAUAAGCCAUCUUCAGCUUAAUUUGGCCACCUGUGGCAGACAUCCACGUGCGUUGUUCUUCAGGAUGUUCAGCACUUGAUUCUGCAUUGGGUGCUGCUCCUCUGUGCAUGAGUAGUGGCUUGAAUUUCCACUAAUGGAUGCUGCGUUGACACCUCCCUCCCUCCCCCCUCCCUGCCCCUUCCCUUGCAGGUUUUUGUCUUUUUCCUUCUGUUAACUCUGGAGCAAUAAAAGUGAGGUGUACUAAUA
Molecule: messenger RNA, 1915 nt
Organism: Rhineura floridana
Lineage: Eukaryota; Metazoa; Chordata; Lepidosauria; Squamata; Rhineuridae
Gene: ZPR1
Product: ZPR1 zinc finger
Exons: 14
Coding region: 24-1445 (473 amino acids)
Cellular component (GO): cytoplasm; nucleus
Molecular function (GO): zinc ion binding
Source: RefSeq, a predicted model, not a curated record